This is a messenger RNA of Nicotiana attenuata, 1998 nucleotides long. RefSeq lists its product as uncharacterized. Lineage: Eukaryota; Viridiplantae; Streptophyta; Magnoliopsida; Solanales; Solanaceae. The transcript has 2 exons. The record is from RefSeq and is a predicted model, not a curated record. Bases 1 to 1998 code for a protein of 665 amino acids.
AUGGAAAAACAUAAUCAAGCUUGGCAUUCUGAGGAUACCUCAGGUGGAGUCGCAUACGGUUCUCCUUCCUUGACCAACUUGAUCAAGGAGAAUCAAGAGAGGGACCAAAUAAUUGCAGGGCUGGCCACAAAUGUAAAUGCGUUGACGAAAAUGCUUACGGAAAGUCAAACAAAAAAGGUGAAUGUAGUGGAGGAUGUGCAACCCAUCUCCAAUGAAGAAUUUGAAGAAGCAAACUAUAUCAACAACCCUCAAGGAGGUUAUCAAAGACAACAUUACCAAGGUCAGGGGCAGCAAAAAAGUCAAUGGAGGCCUAACCCGCAAGGGCAAGGCAACCAACAAUGGCGACAUGACCAAGGUGGCUCAAACCAAGGGAAUUGGAACAACAUCAACAACUUUUCUAACCGGAGUUCAAACCCCUAUAUUCCUCCAAAGGGUCAAUAUUCAAGCCAAGGGUCUUCUAGUGAAUCUAAGUUGGAAGCUAUGCUUGAGCGAGUGUUGCAAAAUCAAGAAAAAUUUGAUACUUCAAUUAGGAACAUGACCGAGGUUGUUGGCUCUCAUGCCGCCUCCAUCCAAAAAUUGGAGAUGCAAAUGAGAGACCUCUCCAAAGAGCAAAAUCCAAAACAAAAGGGAACACUCCCUAGUCACACGGUUGCAAAUCCCAGAGGUAGUGGGAGUGGCCCAACUUCUCACAUCAUGGCGAUCAGUACUAGGAGCGGGAAAGUGCUACACAGAGAGGGUGAACAAACGGUUGAAGCAGAAGAGUCCGAACAAAGGGUUGAGGUUGAAGAGCCAAGUGUUGUCGAGGUUGAAAAGAUUCCGGAGGAGUUGAAAGUGCAAAAAGAGAACCGGGAAGAGGUGAAGGAAAAGAGGCUCGCGAGGAAGAUUGAUGAUAGCAAACUUGAAACAUUUUACGACAUUCUCAAGCAAUUAACAGUGAAUAUCCCAUUUGUGGAAGCUUUUCAAGAGAUGCCGGGGUUUGCAAAAUAUUUAAAGGAUUUGAUCACCAAAAAGAAAACCACAAAGAAUGAGGUAGUAAACAUGACUCACCGGGUUAGCUCUAUUAUUGCCACAUCCAAAGUCCAAAAGAAAGAAGACCCGGGAGCUUUUACCAUUCCUUGUACCAUCGGGGCCCGUGACUUUGCAAGAGCCCUAUGUGAUAAUGGGGAUAGCAUCAACUUAAUGCCUCUUGCCAUCUAUAAGCAAGCCGGGUUAGGUAUGCCAAGGCCCACUAGUAUGAGAUUGCAAAUGGCCGAUCGGUCAAUCAAACGCCCGGUGGGAAUUGUUGACGAUGUACUUGUAAAAGUGGGGAAGUUUCAUUUGCCCACCGAUUUUGUAAUUCUUGAUUGUGCGGUUGAUAAAGAAAUCCCUAUCAUUUUGGGGAGAUCAUUCCUAGCCACGGGAAGGGCACUCAUGGAUUCGGAGCGGAACGAAAUUAAAUUCCGGGUAAAUGAUGAAGAAGUCACAUUUCAAGCGAGCAAGGGUAUGAAACUACCCCAUGAGUAUGAGAGCAUUUCAGUGAUAGAUGUUGUUGAUGAGGUAGAAGGUGCCGUCGAAAUGAAAAUGGAAGAACAAUGCCUUGGUGAGGCAUUAGCGGCUAUUUUGGUAAACUUUGAUGGUGAAGACAUGGAUGGGUAUAUGGAGUCGGUAAAUGCAUUGGAGGGUCAUGGAUCCUACACUUAUACUCCGGCAAAGCUUUCGCUUGACUUGGAGAAUAGGGCCACACCUCCCGCAAAGCCAUCAAUCAUUGAGCCACCACAACUAGAGCUCAAGCCACUUCCCCCGCACCUAAGGUAUAAAUUUCUUGGCUCUAAUGAUACUUUACUUGUAAUCGUUUCGUCUUUGUUAAAUGAUGUGCAGGUGGAACAAUUGUUGGAAGUCUUGAAGGAGCAUAGGCAAGCCAUUGGAUGGACAAUUGCGGACAUCCGAGCGAUUCCCGCGGGAAUUUGUGAACACAAGAUACAAUUGGAGAGUGACACGAAGCCAAGUGUGGAACAUUAA